UGGUGUAUGGGGCCAGAGGAGUUAAAAGUGAAGCCCUGAUUGCCCGGCCUGCGACAACUCAACAUGGAAUGUCUCUAUUGGGUCCUGGGAUGUCUGCUGCUGGCUGCAAGACUGCCACUUGACUCAGCCAAACGCUUUCACGAUGUGCUGGGCAGUGAAAGGCAUCCUGCUUAUAGGAGGGAGCACAGCCAAUUGAAUGGCUGGUCUUCUGAUGAGAAUGACUGGAACGAAAGACUGUAUCCCGUGUGGACGAGGGGAGAUGCCAGGUGGAAAAACUCCUGGAAAGGAGGCUGUGUGCAGGCAGUUUUGACCAGUGAUUCCCCAGCACUGGUGGGCUCAAAUGUCACAUUUGUGGUGAACCUGGUGUUCCCCAGAUGCCAGAAGGAGGAUGCAGAUGGCAACAUAGUCUAUGAGAAGAACUGCAGAAAUGAUUCUGGUUUGUCUCCUGACCCAUAUGUUUAUAACUGGACAUCCUGGUCAGAGGACAGUGACUGGGGAAAUGGCACUGGCCAAAGCCAGCACAACGUGUUCCCCGAUGGGAAGCCUUUCCCUCACCACCAUGGAUGGAAGAGAUGGAAUUUUGUCUACGUCUUUCACACACUUGGUCAGUAUUUCCAGAAAUUGGGACGGUGCUCAGCAAGAGUUUCUAUAAACACAGCCAACCUGACACUUGGUCCCCAAGUCAUGGAAGUGACUGUCUAUAGAAGACACGGCCGAGCAUACAUUCCCAUCGCUCAAGUUAAAGAUGUGUAUGUGAUAACAGAUGAGAUUCCUGUAUUUGUAUCCAUGUUCCAGAAGAAUGACAGAAAUUCAUCUGAUGAAACCUUCCUCAAAGACCUCCCCAUUGUGUUUGAUGUGCUGAUUCAUGACCCGAGCCACUUCCUAAAUGAGUCUGCCAUUUACUACAAGUGGAACUUUGGGGACAACACUGGGCUGUUUGUUUCUAACAAUCACACUUUGAACCACACAUAUGUGCUAAAUGGUACCUUUAACUUGAACCUCACUGUGCAAGCUGCAGUGCCUGGCCCAUGUCCUCCACCUUCACCCACCCCUGGAAGACCCACUCCUUCUUUAGUACCUGCUGGUGACAACACCCUGGAGCUGAGUGGGAUUUCUGAGGAAGAUUGCCAGAUUAACAGAUAUGGUUACUUUGAAGCCACCAUCACAAUUGUGGAGGGAAUACUAGAGAUUCACAUCAUCAAGAUAUCAAAUGUCCUGAUGCCUGUGCCACAGCCUGACAACUCCCUGAUGGACUUCCUUGUGACCUGCGAAGGGACCAUCCCCACAGAGGUCUGCACCAUCAUUUCUGACCCCACCUGCCAGAUCACUCAGAACCUGGUCUGCAGCCCUGUCGAUGUGGAUGAGACGUGCCUUUUGACCGUGAGAAGAGCCUUCUAUGGGUCUGGCACAUACUGUGUGAACUUCACCCUGAGAGAUGACGCAAGUCUGGCCCUCACGAGCACCCUGAUUUCCAUCCCUGGCAAAGACCCAGCCUCCCCUUUAGGAAUGACAAAUGGUGCCCUGAUUGUCAUCGCCGCCAUUGGCUGCUUGACCAUACUUGUCACUGUGAUUGCUGCCUUGGUGUACAAAAAACACAAGGACUAUAAACCAAUAGAAAACAGAACUGGGACCGAGGACAAACGCAAAGGCCUGAGUGCCUUUCUCAACCACACCAAGGCUGUGUUCCUCCCAGGAAACCAGGAGAAGGAUCCAUUGCUCAAGGACCAACCAGGAAUUCUUUAACCCUUUUGCCUUGUUUCUUUUUUUUUCUUUUUUCUUUAUUAUGUGCAUACAUUGUUUGGGUCAUUUCUCCACCCUGCCCCCCUCACCCCCUUCCCCCUCUACCUUGUUUCUGACCACAGCCCACUCUUCAGUGCCAUCUGUGUGAGCUGUGCAGGAAAGAAUGACCAUUAGCUGUUUUCCUAGAGAUUACUUGUAACAUCUAUAUCAUGAUUUAGGGAGGUUAGCUAAGUGACAUUUGAGAGAAGUGAUAAAACAGCAUAGCAGUGUUUCUUUUCACUAUUUGUUGUGAUUCAUGUAGACUGUCUUAGGCGAUCAGUAGGGUAGACACACCAUGUCCCAAGAGGUGGGGGAGAAGCUGCUUUCAUUACAGUCUGAUGCAAGUUAGCUGGAAGGGGAGACUGGACACUUACUUGUUUCUGUGUAACCAUAUACAUAAAACAAAUGUGGUCCUAGCCUGAAAAUCAGUCUCUAUGAUAACUGAAUUCCAUUUCUUGAACAUGCACAAGCUCCUGACAGAACAGUAACAGACACAAGCCUGCUAGUCAUAUGAUGUGCACACCUGUUAAAUUCAGAAGCAAUACCAAUCUAGUAAAUAGGUGUGCAUACUAUGUUUUGAUGACAACCUGCUCUGCCCUGCUUAGGGAAGGAAUGGUAUUCAUAUUCAUUCAUUUGUUUAUCCCACAUACGUUUAUUUAGUGCUUUCUGUAUGCCAGCUAUGGUGCUGGGGACAUGGCCCUGCACUCAGAGAGUUGACACUCUUGUGUAUAUAUCUGAAUUUCUGCACACUUUAGUGCAUAUAUUUGGAAUCAUAUGUUAUGGUUUUCUUAAGGAAGCCUCUGAUUUCCCUAGCAGUUUCGCUGUUUAAAUCAUAUGGAAAUGUGAUCGCUGAGAAUUUUAUCUCCUUUUGUAACUAACAGUCAUCUGCCAUGUGUUAGACAUGACAUUCUUUCUCUGCUCCUUCCUGAAAAAUAAAUUGU
Messenger RNA from Castor canadensis (American beaver), 2720 nucleotides. RefSeq names its product glycoprotein nmb (gene Gpnmb). Gene Ontology annotation, biological process: cell adhesion. Gene Ontology annotation, cellular component: plasma membrane. Lineage: Eukaryota; Metazoa; Chordata; Mammalia; Rodentia; Castoridae. The record is from RefSeq and is a predicted model, not a curated record. Gene Ontology annotation, molecular function: integrin binding.